AUGCCUCCGCCCCCAAAUAGGUUCCCCAGCGGGCCCGCCACCAUCUCGCCGUACCAGCACCAGUUCCCUCCCCAGCACGGCGGCCAGGGCCACGGCGGCGGCGGCGGCCAUCCCCCGCCGCUCGGCAACCCGGCCUACAUCGGCGGGCCCAACAGCCAGCUGAACCCCUUCGCCGCGAAUGGCGCCCUCAGCAUGGCCGCGGGGCUGAACCCCGCGGGCGCGGGCGCGUUUGGCGGCCACGGCGACUCGGGCCUGGGUAGCCACGCCGCCCGCCUCGGCUUCACCCAUGGCGGCACCAGCCUCCAGCAGCAGCAACAGCAACAAGCGCAGCAGCAGCAGCAGGCCCAACAACAACAGCAGCAGCAGCAGCAACAGGCCCAGCAGCAGCAGCAGCAGCAGCAGCAGCAGCAGCAACAGCAACAACAGCAGCAGGCCCAGCAGCAGCAACAACAGCAGCAACACCACCCGCAGCAAGGGCAUGGCGGCGCCGUGCUGUCGGACCACCCGACCCGCACCCAGGCUAAAGGACGGAUACGGGAGGUGUGGAAACACAACCUGCACGAGGAGAUGGCCAUCCUUCGCGACCUGAUAGAGAGGUACAACUAUAUUGCUAUGGACACAGAGUUUCCGGGGCUCGUUUGUAGGCCUAUGGGGACCUUCCGCGGGAAGAGCGACUACCACUAUCAAUGCCUCCGGGCCAACGUGGACAUGCUGAACGUGCUGCAGGUGGGCAUCACGCUCUUUAACGAAGACGGCGAGAACCCACCGGCGCGACCGGGCAGCGGCGAGGACCCGGUAGUGAUCGCGGCGGCGGCGGCGGCGGGGAGGCGAGUCGGCACGCAGCAGGGCCCGCUUCCGUACACGUGGCAGUUCAACUUCAAGUUCUCGCUCAAGGACGACAUGUACAGCCAGUCGUCGGUCGACUCGCACGUCCAGGCAGGUAUCGACUUCAACGUGCUCGAGCGCGACGGCAUCGACCCGCACGAGUUCGCGUCGCUCAUGAUAUCGUCGGGCAUGGUGUGCGACGACUCGGUCAGCUGGAUCAGCUUCCACGGCGCCUACGACUUUGGCUACCUGACCAAGCUGCUGUGGUGCAAGAUGCUGCCCAACGACGAGAUCGAGUUUGUGGACACUAUGAAGAUCUUCUUCCCUCGCAUCUACGAUGUUAAGUAUCACAUGAAGCACCAGAGCAAGCUGCUCGCCUCCAUCGGCUUCCACGGCGUCGACGGCGCCGUCGUCGAGAUCCUGCAAAAGUUCGACCACAAGUCCACCCUCGAGACCCUAGCCGAGGUGCUCAAGGUCAAGCGGACCGGCCCCGCCCACCAGGCCGGCUCCGACUCGCUCCUCACCGGCCGCGCCUUCUUCCAGAUGCGCGACCGCGUCUUUGGCGGCAAGAUGCCCCAGGACACCGUCGGCCAGGUCUGGGGCCUCGAGGGCCCGGACGGCUCGGGGCCCACGGCCGCCCUUGCCGCCGCCGCAGCCGCCGCCGCCGUCUCGUCCCAGCAGCAGCAGCAGCAGCAGCAGCAGCAGAUGGAGGGCGGCGGCCCCAACGGGAACCACCAGCAGCAGAACGGCGGCGCGCCCAGCACCCCGAACUCUGUCCCCGUCGGCCUGGCCACCACGCCCGGCCCGCCCUCGCACCACUCCAACGGCAUGGGCAUGGGUCCCAUGACGCCCGGUGGGGGUGGCGGCGUGUUUGGCAACUUUUCUAUCCAUACCAGUGGCAGGUGA
Messenger RNA from Gaeumannomyces tritici R3-111a-1, 1731 nucleotides. RefSeq lists its product as hypothetical. Lineage: Eukaryota; Fungi; Ascomycota; Sordariomycetes; Magnaporthales; Magnaporthaceae. Gene Ontology annotation, molecular function: nucleic acid binding; poly(A)-specific ribonuclease activity. Gene Ontology annotation, cellular component: P-body; CCR4-NOT core complex; CCR4-NOT complex. The transcript is spliced from 2 exons. Bases 1 to 1731 code for a protein of 576 amino acids. The record is from RefSeq and is a predicted model, not a curated record.